AUUCGUCCUAUACCCACCUUAAAGUAUACCAAAUGGCUUAGAAUCAUUUUAUGGGUCGAUUAAGCUACGUCCGUCUGAUAUCGGGCCUAAUUUGACCCAAGCUCCCAUACAAUGUCCCCUUCAGAAAAUGACUUGAAUGUCAAAAAUUCACAUAAUAUCGCGAUGAAAUCCAACACAAAAUAAAUAUUAUAUAAAUAUAAAUCUAUAUAUACAAAAUUUUAUCGAGAUCGUUUCAUAUUUGGCCCAAGCCCCCAUAUAAACUCUCUUUCAGAAAAUUAGUUUUUCGUCCAUAAAUUGCUUAAAUGUAUCGAAAACAAGGUUUUAUUGAAGAUAAAUACUUUAUUAUGUAAAAUAAAUCACAUUUAUAUUCAUAACUAGUGUAGAGUAUCACAUGGUCGGCCACGCCCGACAAUACUUUCUUACUUGUUUUCUUAUAUCGUCAUUAGUAUUCAUACGGCAUAGCGGAAUUAUUUUUAAAAAUAUUUUUUUCAUUUCUGCUCAUCAGUCGUUCGUCGAUGCCUCAACUAAUUAGAACCAAAUAGGCUAAAAAGAAAAAAAAAUAAUAAAAAAGAAACAAAUAAUUAAAAAAUAAUUUAUAUCCAUAAUAUUUAAUUUGGUGUCAUUGAAUAGGAUGUUGUUUUCUAAAAACUUAGAAAAAAAACUAAAAUCGUGAAAAAUAAAUUUCUUCACUCAAAAAUGCUAUACGAAAGUGGCUGUAGUCCAUUCAAACCCGAUACUAAUCGUGGUUAUUGGGUUAAUCCAAAUGAUUUUAUUUAUGCUGGUCUGGGUUUGGCCUUUCGAUUGGAUAUGUUUUCACUGCCUUGGUUCUAUAUAUUGGAUUCAAAUAUUAUUUCCUUUUUUAUUGUUUACCUAAUCGCUUUAUUCAUCUAUAUACCAUUUAUUGUAAUACAAUCAUUUUUGGGUCAAUUUUCAAGUAGUGGUUUCAUCUCUGCUUUCCGUGUAACUCCUCUUUUUAAAGGUAUUGGUUAUAUUACGCUGGCCCUAAAUAUUUGUGUACUUUCAUUUUAUAGUAAUUACGCUGUGAUACCUCUAGUCUACAUGUUUGGCUCCUUGCAGCCAACAUUACCCUGGAGCUGCGAAGGUUACAAGAAAUGGGCCAUAGAUGAUGAGACAACUAUUUGCGAUUUACCUGGAAAAAACGAGACAAUGGCUUCUUAUCCUGAUGAAUAUAUUUAUCUUAAUUAUCAUAUACCUUCAGUUUUGUAUUUUAAAUCACUUUUUAAUGAUAUAUAUCAGAUAUCAAUAAAUGAUGUUGAAUUUUCCAUGUCAUGGCAAUUGAUGGUUUGUGCCAUUUUAGUUUGGACCAUUGUGAUUAUAUUUUUUUAUAAAUUCUUCAAUACUAAACA
This is a messenger RNA of Lucilia sericata (common green bottle fly), 1367 nucleotides long. RefSeq names its product sodium-dependent acetylcholine transporter-like. The record is from RefSeq and is a predicted model, not a curated record. Gene Ontology annotation, biological process: sodium ion transmembrane transport. Gene Ontology annotation, cellular component: membrane. The transcript has 5 exons. The annotation marks the transcript as partial. NCBI's taxonomy places the organism in Eukaryota, Metazoa, Arthropoda, Insecta, Diptera, Calliphoridae.